Cynara cardunculus var. scolymus (artichoke) is the source of this 351-nucleotide messenger RNA. RefSeq names its product non-specific lipid-transfer protein-like. Lineage: Eukaryota; Viridiplantae; Streptophyta; Magnoliopsida; Asterales; Asteraceae. The record is from RefSeq and is a predicted model, not a curated record. The transcript is spliced from 2 exons. Gene Ontology annotation, biological process: lipid transport. Gene Ontology annotation, cellular component: membrane. Gene Ontology annotation, molecular function: lipid binding. Bases 1 to 351 code for a protein of 116 amino acids.
AUGGCCAGGAUGGUAAUGAGGGCUUUAUGUGUAGUGGUGGCUUGCAUAGUGGUGGUUGCAUCAUAUGCGGAGGCUAUUACCUGUGGUCAAGUGACCAGCAGCUUGUUGCCAUGCAUUGGCUACCUAACAAAAGGUGGUCGAGUGCCACCCGCAUGUUGCAAUGGGGUGGUGGGACUCAAUAAGGCAGCGAAAACCACUGCCGACCGCAAGACUACUUGUGGCUGUAUAAAGGGUAUUUUUGCUGCCAACUCCGGUAUCAGUCCCAGCAAUUCUGCUAGCCUCCCUGCAAAGUGUGGUGUCAACAUCCCUUACAAGAUCACCCCAGCCAUUGAUUGCAGCAAGGUUCAUUGA